Molecule: messenger RNA, 3360 nt
Organism: Durotheca rogersii
Lineage: Eukaryota; Fungi; Ascomycota; Sordariomycetes; Xylariales; Xylariaceae
Product: Nrap protein
Exons: 2
Coding region: 1-3360 (1119 amino acids)
Biological process (GO): rRNA processing; tRNA export from nucleus
Cellular component (GO): UTP-C complex; CURI complex; small-subunit processome
Source: RefSeq, a predicted model, not a curated record
AUGGAGGAGAGCACGCCGAAGCGCCGCAAGCUGGAUCACCGCGUAAGCGGUGUGCCUACCUUCGACUCCUCAAAUUCUGCCGCCUCGGCGAUGGGCGCUUCCGGCGCAAGCGCCUUCGUCCUGGAAGCAGAGGAACUGCUGAGAGGCCUAAGGUUCGAUUAUAGCAAAGCUUCUCCGCUAGUCGACGACACCCUACGACGAUACAAAGACAUUGUCGAGGACCUCGAACCCCACGAAGCCCUCCCCAUUGGCGACGCGUCGUCGCAUUUGGAGAAGUCCGCUCGAGUCACGAUCCCCUACCCCGACCCCAAGCCCGCCCCGGAUUCGCCUUACAAGGUCGCAUUGGCGAAGCCGGCCCAGGUCAACGUGGUGGGAAGCUGGAUUCUGAAGACCAAUAUCAAGUCGCAACCUGAUGUGGCUGCCGACAUGAUCGUGGUUAUGCCGUCGUCCAUCCUGCAGGAGAAAGACUACCUUAACUUGAGAUAUUUUUACAAGAGGGCUUAUUACCUAGCCUGUGUGGCUGCCCGUUUUCGCAGGGUGCUAGGCGACACGAUUGACCUCACCUUCGAGCAUCUACACGGGAACCUGCUACUACCGAUACUGGUUUGCCGGCCCAAGGACGACCCGAGCGCGGGCAAUGGCGACAGCGAUGCGGACGCCCGGACGAAAUCAGCGGUGGCGGUCCGCAUAGUCCCCUGCGCUCCGGACGGAUACUUCCCAACGCCAAAGCUUACGGCCGCCAGCAACGCUGUUCGACUAGACAAGACUGAGGAGAUGCAGGGAAGCACCAGAGAACCUACCCCUUUCUACAAUACCACGCUGAAAGCCGAGGGCCAAUUCCCUUCUUACUUACGACUCCUCCACCGUGCCGGAAACUCCUGCCCCGCCUUUCGGGAUGCUUGCGUGCUGGGUCGCGUCUGGCUGCAACAGCGAGCGUUCAGCAGCCGUAUCCACGGCGGCGGGUUUGGCCACUUUGAAUGGGCGGCCCUGAUGGCCCUCCUCCUGCAAGGCGGUGGUCGGAGGGGGGAGCCAGUGCUCUCACCGUCGCUACACAGCACUCAGUUGUUCAAGGCCACCCUACAAUUCCUCGCCACGGCGAAUUUACAGAAGAAAUCGCUGGUCAUCGGCGACGACCCCCCCAGUAUGGACUCUCUCCGUCAGAGCAUGCCGGUUCUGCACGACGCUGCUCGGGGAAUCAAUCUUUUGUAUAAAAUGACACCAUGGUCUAUCACGUUGCUCACGGAGCAGGCCAAAUGGUCGCUUGCUGCGAUAAAUGACAGCCCCCUCGAUCAAUUCGACCCCCUAUUCAUCAUAAAGGCGGACCAACCCCUGCAGAUGUUCGACUUGCUGCUUGAUAUCAAUAUACCCACCUCGGGGUCAGGGCUUCAACCCGCAGAUCGCAAGGGCUUCGUUUCCAACUUUGCUGACAGAGUGUACCACACUCUGAAAAAGGCGCUCGGCGAGCGAGCGCGGCUACUCCACAUCGACGCGCCGGGAACGGCGUCGUGGCCGAUCUCGACGGCAUCGCCGGAACCCAAGGGAAAUGUCCUCCGCAUCGGGGUUAUCGUGGACCCCCUUAAGGCGUCGCAACGCCGUGAUUAUGGUCCUACCCACGAAGAGAAAAAAGAUGCAGCUAUGUUCCGCCAAUUUUGGGGUGCUAAGGCGGAACUUUGGCAAUUCCCUGAUGGAAGCAUCGUCGAGAGCCUCGAUUGGACGGAUCAUUCUCAUCUGGGAUUUCCCGGCAUCUGCGAGGCUAUAGUGCGGUACAUACUAAAACUGCGAUUCGGCUUCGAGGAUGGCGAUGUCGAGUUCCACGGGCACGAGAUGUUCAAGAUGAUGCCGAUAACGCCCGCGGUCAAGGCGACCUUCGAUGCGGCAAGGCAGGCCUUCACGACUUUCGAGCGAGACGUGCGCAAUUUAGAGAAUUUGCCCUUACACGUGAAACAGAUCUCCCCCAUCGGUUCAGAUCUGCGGCACGCGUCGCUGCAAACGCCGGAGUUUAGCUUCAAAAGGCCGCUUGCACAUCCCAUAGAAAUCGUGCUCUCCUUCGAGGUCUCCGGGAAGUGGCCCGAGAACCUGGCUGCUAUCCAGCGGGCUAAGGUCGCGUUCCUGUUGAGGAUCGGCAAGUCGUUGGAGAAGGCCAAAGAAGAUAUAAAAACACACAUCGGGUUGGAGAGCGCGAGUCGCGACAACGAGAACCUAGCAUUCCUAGAUGUGGCGUACGACAGCGGUGCGGUAUUCAGGCUGCGGGUUAAUAGCGAUCUGGAAGAAGCCCUUCUCGAUAGGCAGACCAAGGACCAGACGGCUGAGCGCUACGUUCGCACGGAGGCCGCCGACCUUCUCGCCGCGUACAGGAGGAUGUACACGAAUCUGCCUCUCCACAACCAGACUAUCUCCACAUUCUGCACCAGGUUUCCCGCGCUGUCGGCUUCUAUACGUCUCACGAAACGUUGGUUCAACGCGCACAAGCUGUCAUGUCACUUCAGUGAGGAGCUCAUCGAGCUGUUCGUCCUGCAAGCCUUCCUCAAGCCGUACCCCUGGCAAAUCCCUUGUAGCGGGACGACUGGGUUCCUGCGGACGCUCUCGCUGCUGUCGAGGUGGGACUGGCGCGACGAGCCUCUCGUCGUCGACUCGGCGGACUCCCUGUCCACCUCGCAGCGACUUGAGAUCAGCGCGCGGCUCAAGGCGUGGCGAAAGAUCGACCCCAACAUGAACCGCACGGUGCUGUUCGUGGCGACGUCGCAGGACGUCAGCGGUGUCGCGUAUACGUCGCACGGCCCGCCGACGGUCGCCGCGACGCGGAUGACAGCGCUGGCGAGGUCGGCGUGCAAGGCGGUGCGGGAGCAGGGGCUCGGCCUCAGGAUUCAGUCCGUCUUCCAGGCGUCGCUGCGCGACUACGACGUCCUGCUCCACCUGUCACCGACGGUGCUCCGGAAACUCGCCGAAAACAGCGGAGGAGGCGACGACGACGACGGCGACGACGACGGGCACACGCGGUUCAAGAACCUCGAGGGGCGCGGGGCGGGGACGAAAGGGGGCGCCGCAGCGCUACCCCCGGCACCACCGGAACACCCGACCUCAACGCUGCUGCGGCGCCUACGGGAGGCGUACGCAAGCCCGCUGCUCUUCUUCCACGGGGGCGCGGGCGACGGGGUGAUCGGGGCGCUGUGGAACCCGCACGUGACGCACAACCGGAGCUUCACAGCGCACAUGCCGUGCUCGCUAAAGUCGGUCAAAGGCGGCGACGGCGACGGCAAAGAUGGCGACGCCGAGCAGUCUUUCGAGGUGAACCGGCGCGCGAUACUAGCGGAAAUCGCGAGGAUUGGCGGAGACGUGAUCGAGAAGAUCGAGAUGAGGUGA